AAAACACAUUAUUUUGAAUAUUAGUUAAAAAAAAAAUGUACGAGCUUAAAUAUUAAAAAUUACAAAUAUCAUCUAUUGGCUUUCAUCCAUCUAUUGCCCUCGAGGGGAGAGCAACCCCUCUCUCUCUCUCUCUCUCUCUUGAGUUUUUUCCCAUUUUAUUAUUAAAGAUAAAUAAAAUAUUAAAUAAUACUCUGAAUGGGAAAAAAAUUCUCAAACUAAUGCUUACGUAAUCUCGCAGCUUGAUGUUGCGAGAUUUAAAUUGAUGGGGCACUGAAAAGACGACGCGUGGCAAGGAGAGAACCAAAUCUCGCAGCUUCAAGCUGUGAGAUUUAAAGAAAGCAGUCACUGGAAAGCUGACACGUGGCAGGGCGGACCAAAUCUCCCAGCUCUGUGGCACAAAUUUCGUCGGCCAUGGACUCGAAGAUCUGCGCGCUGGACGACUGCAAUCCCACCAAUGGCAACGUAGGCUGCCCACCGAACGGCUCCGCCACCGCAAUGCACAGCUCCGUAGCGCCCUCCGUCGUUGCGUCCUUCGAUGCCACCCUCGGGCGCCACCUCGUCGAAAUCGGCGUCAACGACGUCUUCUCCGUCCCCGGCCACUUCAACCUCACCCUCUUCGACCACCUCAUCGCCGAGCCCGACCUCAACCUCGUCGGCUGUUGCAAUGAGCUCAACGCCGGGUACACCACUGACGGCUACGCCCGCUGCCGCGGAGUCGGAGCCUGCGCCGUCACUUUCACUGUCGGCGGUCUCAGCAUUCUCAAUGCGAUUUCCGGAGCCUACAGCGAGAACCUUCCCCUUAUUUGCAUCGUUGGUGGUUCGAACUCCAAUGAUUACGGGACCAACAGGAUUCCUCACCCCACUUUCAGCAUCAGCUGUAAUCUACUUGGAAUUCCUCACCCCACUUUCAGUCGCGACCCUGUUCCCUUCACAAUUUCCCCAACGUAAUAUCCGAGCUAUUUUGUAUAAGAAUUAAAUAUCUAUCUUUAAGGUGUUAUCGUAUUUGAAUUUGAAUUUGCUAGAUUCUUCUUCUUCUA
Malania oleifera is the source of this 1037-nucleotide messenger RNA. RefSeq names its product pyruvate decarboxylase 1-like. The coding region runs from base 412 to 948 and encodes 178 amino acids. The transcript has a single exon. The record is from RefSeq and is a predicted model, not a curated record. Lineage: Eukaryota; Viridiplantae; Streptophyta; Magnoliopsida; Santalales; Ximeniaceae. Gene Ontology annotation, molecular function: carboxy-lyase activity; thiamine pyrophosphate binding.